This is a messenger RNA of Camellia sinensis, 2138 nucleotides long. RefSeq names its product signal peptide peptidase-like 2. NCBI's taxonomy places the organism in Eukaryota, Viridiplantae, Streptophyta, Magnoliopsida, Ericales, Theaceae. Gene Ontology annotation, biological process: membrane protein proteolysis. The record is from RefSeq and is a predicted model, not a curated record. Gene Ontology annotation, cellular component: cytoplasmic side of endoplasmic reticulum membrane; lysosomal membrane; lumenal side of endoplasmic reticulum membrane. Gene Ontology annotation, molecular function: aspartic endopeptidase activity, intramembrane cleaving.
GCACCAUCUCGCUCUCCCAAAACUAAUCACAGCAGACCCAUUUUUUCUAUUUUAUUUUAUUUAUUUAUUUAUUUCAUUAAUUUUUUUAUUUUCUUAAGCUAGAACUGUGGAUAGAAGUGUUUUGGAUUCUCUUUGUCCCUCUCUCUCUCUCUCUCAUAAUCUCUAGCUGUAUGUAUAAAUAUAUUAUAUAUAUAUAAGUGGAGACUCGAAAGGUUCUGAUGCAUUGAAAGGAGACGCAUAAUUGAGAACUUUGAUGGAUUUGCGAAGAAUUUGCUGGGUUUUGUGCAGUUACACAGUGGUUUUGCUCAUCUUCAACAACCCUUGUUCGGUCAAAGCCGGUGACAUCGUUCAAGGCGACGAUUCGGCUCCGAAGAAGCCUGGUUGUGAGAACGAUUUCAUACUGGUAAAAGUUCAAACUUGGGUUGAUGGCAUAGAGAACCGUGAAUUUGUUGGCGUCGGUGCUCGAUUUGGUAUUGCCAUUGUGUCAAAGGAAAAAAAUGCCAACCAAACUCGCCUUUUGCAAUCAAACCCUCGUGAUUGUUGUAGUCAGCCAAAUAUCAAGUUUGCUGGAGAUGUCAUCAUGGCGGACCGAGGUAAUUGCAAAUUCACAACCAAGGCAAAUAUUGCAGAAGCUGCUGGUGCUUCAGCAGUCCUCAUUAUUAAUAACCAGAAAGAGCUUUACAAGAUGGUUUGUGAACCCGACGAAACUGAUUUAAAUAUACACAUACCUGCUGUCAUACUCCCACAAGAUGCUGGCACAAGCUUAGAGAAAAUGCUGAUGAACAGUUCAUCAGUGUCUGUGCAGCUCUACUCUCCACUACGACCACUAGUUGACAUAGCCGAAGUUUUCUUAUGGCUUAUGGCAGUUGGUACCAUCUUGUGUGCAUCUUAUUGGUCUGCAUGGAGUGCAAGAGAAGCAGCUAUUGAACAGGACAACCUAUUAAAAGAUGCUUCAGAUGAAUUUCCCAUCACCAAAGACAUUGGUCCUAGUGGUGUGGUGGAUGUUAGCACAACAUCAGCAGUCUUGUUUGUUGUUGUUGCUUCAUGCUUCUUGAUUGUAGUUUACAAACUAAUGUCCUCCUGGUUCAUUGAACUUUUGGUGAUUCUAUUUGCCGUUGGUGGUGUAGAGGGCUUGCUAACAUGCUUGGUGUCCUUGCUAUCGAGAUGGUUCAAACCUACUGCGGAAUCAUUCGUUAAAGUACCUUUCUUUGGAGCUGUCUCAUACCUUACUUUGAUUGUUUCUCCAUUCUGCAUAGCGUUCGCUGCUGUUUGGGCACGUUACAGAGAUCUCUCCUUUGCCUGGAUAGGUCAAGAUAUACUUGGAAUUGCACUGAUAAUUACAGUUCUUCAGAUUGUGCGUGUGCCUAAUCUCAAGGUGGGUACUGUUCUCCUCGGUUGUGCCUUCUUGUAUGACAUAUUUUGGGUGUUCAUUUCUAAGGAGCUGUUCCAUGAAAGUGUCAUGAUUGUGGUGGCUCGUGGUGAUAAAAGUGGAGAGGAUGGAAUUCCAAUGCUACUGAAGAUCCCACGAAUGUUUGAUCCUUGGGGUGGUUACAGCAUCAUAGGCUUUGGUGACAUCCUUUUACCAGGAUUGCUAAUUGCAUUUUCACUUAGGUAUGAUUGGCUGGCGAAGAAGAGUCUUCGAUCUGGAUACUUUUUGUGGGCAAUGUUUGCUUAUGGAUUUGGUCUUCUUAUUACCUAUGUGGCACUGAAUCUGAUGGAUGGUCAUGGCCAACCGGCAUUGCUAUAUAUCGUCCCAUUCACACUCGGGACUAUGUUGACAUUGGGGAGGAAGAGAGGUGAUCUGAAGAAUCUGUGGACGAUAGGGGAACCGGAAAGGGUUUGCUCUCAUGUCCAACUCCUACCCACUGAAGAAUCUAACUAAGAGAACGGGUGUAACACUCUUCAUUUUGUGAUUGUAUAAUAGCAUGUGUAGUAUGUUGUAGAUCAUCAAUGUUCUGGUAAAGACUCGACCUAGCUAUUGAUUUGUAGGGUGAAUGAUGAAUCAUCAAUGACCAUGCUAGUGUUUCAUAGUUUGAUCCCUGCUAACAUUCUCAUUUUGUAUGUGAGUUUGACUUGUAAAACGAAUCUAAGUUAUUCAAUUUCAAUUUCUCUAUACAAUCUUUUUAUUUCUUCUUGUA